Molecule: messenger RNA, 2649 nt
Organism: Pseudozyma hubeiensis SY62
Lineage: Eukaryota; Fungi; Basidiomycota; Ustilaginomycetes; Ustilaginales; Ustilaginaceae
Exons: 1
Coding region: 1-2649 (882 amino acids)
Biological process (GO): spliceosomal complex disassembly; mRNA splicing, via spliceosome
Cellular component (GO): U2-type post-mRNA release spliceosomal complex; nucleus
Molecular function (GO): DNA binding
Source: RefSeq, a predicted model, not a curated record
AUGAGCGAGGGUGCUAAUUUCGUAAAGAGAAGCAAGCCGAGGAGCUCAGCUUCGAGGAUCAGCUCGACGUACGAUGAUGACCAGGCUUCGGAAGCUGGACCAUCCAAUGGGUUUGCACGAGCUUCGGCAGCAUCGACUUCGACGAAGGCGGAUUCGGCUGCGACAGCGAUAGGUCGAGGAUCGGCUGGAAGCGACGAUGAUGGCGCCUCGAACGUUGUUUUCCGAGCACGAGCGAAGGGUGCUAGGGGGACGACGUCUUCGUUGGCAUCGACGACGGCGUCUGCCAGCAGACGUUCGCGAGAUGCUUCACCCUCAGCAGCAUACAACCAGCCGCCGAAAAGCAGCGCGAUGGACGAGGAUGAUGCAGGAGACGAUGGGGAUGCGUUCGAUAUCCGACGUUCGAAGCCCAACGUAACCGGCAAGCAUGCCAGACGAUCUACACCUGUAGGUCAGUCCCGUACAACAGCGUCGACACCGAAACGCUCGACACCUCUCCGUCCCACCUCCUUCCAACAGCAACCUCUCGACGAACCCCAUCCAUCAACGAGCACACUCUCAUCCAGCCUCUACACAUCCAAAUACCUCGACGAGCUGCGAUCGUCCACCCCCACCCUGCCACGCUCCCGAGCAGACAGCCCCAUCGCAGCGCUCGGACCGGGAACACGCAUCGAAGACCCCAUGUUGAUCACGCAAGCCUCGCGUCUAGCGCUCGACGACGAUUCGACGCUCGCCCGCGCCAGGUUCGCCGUUGACUUUGCGCACGAUGCCAUCCCCAGCGAGCGAGUCAUCCGAGCGGCCAAAGAGAAGCGUGCGAAACUUCGUGCUGCCCACGCUGCCUCCGCCUCCACCGCCGUGGGGGACGACUUUAUCUCGCUCGCACCUACCUCGUUGGAAAAGUACGACGGGACAGGUGUGGAUUCGGGACCCCAUCCGCACUCCCGCCUGCAGCGAGAGGAGGACGAACUCGGGGAUGGCGAAGACGAAUUCAGCGAAUUCACCGGUGCGACCGACCGAAUCCCGAUCGGUGAAAGCCAGAUGAAAGAAAUGGAGGCUCGACAGCGUCAGGAGAUGUACGAAGCUAUCCGCGGAGACUCGGACGACGAGAUGCAAGACGAAGAGGAGUUGGAGUGGGAACAAGCACAGCUGCGAAGGACGCAAACUACAAAUCCUGUGUCGAGGGAAGCUUCGCCCUUCCGAUCCGCGCCCAUCCCAGCACCCACCCCACUGCCUUCCGUGGGAACGUGCUCCACCCGCCUAGAACUGACACUCAGAGCACUGGAGCAGAGCAUCUCCUCAUCGAAAUCGGUGGUCGAAUCGACGGGAAAGGAGCUCAUCGCAUUAGAGGAAGCGGAGAGGGAGAACAAGUUGGACGUGGUGGCGGUGGAGGAGAAAGCGGCAUGGUUCGAUGAGAUGGAGGCGUUCGUGGUGAGUCUGGCGCGGUUUAUGGAGGAGAAGGUGGCGAGGGUGGAGGAGGUGGAGACGCGGGCGAUGGAGUUGCUGGUCAGGAGGAACAGGAUAGUGAUGAGGACGAGGGGAAGGUGGAUUGAUGGUAGGUUGCGGAUGUGUUUGGGGAUCGUACCGGGCAAGAGUGCUGUGAUUGAAUUCGACGAGGAGAAGGGGGAUGCUGAGAUGGACACUGGCGAUGGUAUCGGUGACGAAGCGCAAGCGGUCGAUGCUCUGCAGUUGGACACGCUUCCACCAGCGGACGAGUCAUCCUUCGCCCUCGCUCAACAAGAGAUCCUCACGACCCUCAAAACGAUCUUUGCCGACACUCAGGCGCCUGAAUACCUCGAUCCCGCAGCAACAACCGCGAACACCGGAUUCGACACCGACCUGCAUCCGCUUAGCGUCGUCUCGCGAUUCCAAGAGUGGCGACGAGCCUACCGGGAGGAGUACGCGCAGGUGUGGGGUGGACUAUCGCUCGCGCAGAUCUGGGAGUUUUAUGCCCGGGUGGAGGUGAUCCCGUAUUCGCCCUUUUCGUCGACCACGACGCGGGGAUGGGUAGGGGGUGCGGCUGCCAUCAGUCGAUUCAGAUGGUUUACCGGUGCCUCUGAUUAUGCUUCUCGGGCGGUUGACGGAAAGGAGGCGGUGGGAGGUGACGAUGAAGUGGUAGAAACGUUGAUGGGGAAUGUGCUGGUGAAGAAGUUGAUGGGGUUGACGCAGGGAGGUGCGUUCUCGCCUUGGUCCGCGGAGGAGUUUGGGGAGGCGGUGGAGGCGGUGGAUCUGGUCCAGACGGUGUUGGGCGCGGGGAAUGCGAGAUGCGAAGGCUUGAUGGAAUCAUUUUUGGAUGUCUUCCAGCGACAGAUUGGGAGACUGGAGGAGGUGAUGCAGCUACCGUCGACAGCAAUACCGGUAGGCGAUAGGGCUCAAGCGGGGAGAGAGGUGGCAGAGCAACUCGUGCAGCUGUUGAAGAAUCUGAUCGGUUGGUCUCGUGUCAUCGAUCUCAAACAGAUCGCGGCGUUGGCAAAGGUGUACUUGGGACUGGUGGAGAGCUUGUUGGGUGGUGUGGUGGAGGUGUUCGCCAGUCGAUUGGAGGGUGCAGUGCAAGGGAUGGAGCGGGAGGUGUGGGGGAUGGUGCGGGAGGUUAUACCGCAGCAUAUCGUGAAAGGAUCGGAGAGGAUUGGUGCUUUGCUCUCGAGACACUGCUAA